GUGAUCAUCAUUGACAUGGUCUUAUCCUGUGGUCCUUAGGGAGUCAAUCAGUAGGUUAGAGUGUCCGGGUAGGUCUACGUGGUGAGGAGUGGGACCUUUGUCGUGCACCAACACCACGAUGGAUGACUAUCCGAUGUAUGGGCUACUUGUUGGGUUCUCCCUCUGGGGGACCCUUUGGCGUCUCCUCUUGCCUCCAGUCUUUUGGCCCACUUUCACGUGUAGAGUAGGGCCCACUCGUGGUGGGACUUCCACCAACCCCUACACGAAGGAGGAGGAGGAGAAGAUGGCCGCCAUUCUGCAGGAGAAGAAGGAGAAGGAGGCCAAGAAGAAGGCCUUGAAGGAGGAGCAGGCGGCCAAACUGAAGAAGAUAGAGGAAGAGAUGGCCAAAGAGAAGGAGAGGAUACAAAAAGAAGAAGAAGAGAAGUUGAAAGAGGUGGAAGAGGAAGAUGAUGAAACGCCAUUGCAGAGGAAGAGGGUGCAGUACAAUGGUAGUAGGGAUGAAGAGAUGGAGAAGCGAAUCUCCGAGUGGGUCGCCAACUUAUCCCUGGGCGAAGAAGAAGAGGUGGCGAUGUAUAUCUCUAAAGAUGAUCAGGAAGCCGCUAUGAGAGCUUGGGAAGCAGAAAAGGAUGUUGUGAAGCGGCAGGCAUUGGAAGACGAAAAGAGGAUGGAGUGGAAGUUGGCAGUAUUGAGGGAUAAGAAGAGGAGAGUGGACGCGGCAGCGGAGGCGGCAGAAGAAUUAGAGGACGUAAAGAAUAUAGAAGAGCAGCUGGCCGCCCAGACCGAACUCCCAGCGCAAAUGCGAGUCAUAGCCCGAAACGUUGCACGCAUACAGGCGGAGCAAUAUGAUUUUAGUAGGAGUCAACACAUAGCUGCACGUUCCAUAAAGUUGGGGUUUCGGGACUUUGCGCCUGAGCUGGUAGGCGCUAUAGGGACCGAGGUGGGUCACCGCCUCGACAAGACUGAGCGGUUCUGUGUCGGCGCCAUUGAGGGCGUCAAAGCGGCAGCUCCCAAGGAGGAGGAGGCACGUCCUCCUCGUCGGGAACCGGUCAAAGUCAAAUUCCCUGAUUCCUACAGUGGAAAAAGGGAAGAGAACUUCGACAAUUGGGAGGCCAAUGACAAGACCUAUGUGCAUCUGCAACAGGUCUCCCCGGAUCAGCAGGUUCUAAUUCCGAUUCAGGCGCUCAGAGAUGAAGCCGCCAGCUUUGCAAGGUCCCUAGUUCGCACUGCCAAUUGCAGCGAUGACCCUGUUGCGUACUCCUCGUUCACUUCCCUCACUGAGUUCUUGAAGUUGUUGCGCGAGAGGUUCGCCGAUGUCGCCCGUAGCGUUAAGGCCUCAGACAGGCUGCAGACGAUCCACGCUCGUAAGUGGAAGAGCACCAGGGCACUUAAGAGUACCAUGGACGAACUGGUAGCUGUCCCUGACCACGGAGUUACAGACACCCAGUUGGUUGGCCUCUUUUAUCGGGCUAUACCGGAAGCCCUCCGAGGGCAUUUCUUCGCAAAGAGCGAAGACCCUGCCACUACAUACGAUUCCCUUAGUCACGAAGUAGUGGCUUUUGAAGCCAAGUCUGCGUCUGUGUCCACUUUCUGGCACAAGGACUUGGACAAGGAUCCCAUAGUUAGUAUCCUCGCAGACAAUCGUACUAUGGUUGUAGAGGAGUACGUAGAGGGAGUCCAGGCGUAUUUCCGCCUAGAGAAGGAUGGGAAAGUGGAGAAGGUCCUCCACUCCCUGACUCUCCUCGUAGAAGACAGCCUCCCAUUCGACAUUGUUCUGGGAAUGGAUUGGGGAGAGGCAGCCGGGGCCACGCUCCAUUUGAAGGAGCACGAGUGUAGGCUCCCUAGUUCUUCAGGCGAGGCUAAGACUGCCCGCAUGUUCCAUGUGUCAGGCGAAGAGAAUUCCUUGGCACAUUGUUGCCUGAGCGCGCCCGCAUUCGCCAGAUUGGUGAAGAAGGAGAAAUUGGAGGAACAGGUCUUUGUCGCCUAUAUUAGGCCAGUGGCUGAGCCUAAGGAAGAGAAGCCCGUAGACCCUACUAUUGCCAAAUUGUUGGAAGAGUUUUAAGGAUUUAACUAAGCCGCCGAUAGGCACGGUGCCGCGGCCCAUUCAGCACCGUAUUGAGAUAGAGCCUGGCAGUAGAACUCC
Messenger RNA from Chara braunii, 2140 nucleotides. The record is from the annotation of a GenBank genome assembly. Lineage: Eukaryota; Viridiplantae; Streptophyta; Charophyceae; Charales; Characeae.